AUGGGAAAAUACAAAGUCGAGGAUACCGUCACCGCGCAGCGAAUAAAUGACGGGCAAGUUGUUCAUGUCCACCUAACCAAUUUGGAGUUGUUCUCGAGUGGUGCCUUUUCGAAUGUUUACCGUGGUCGUGCCGAAGACCUGCAGUCAAGCAGCAUCAAACGCGAAGUGGCCAUCAAGAAAACUUGGAAACUACACAGAGCAAAUGAAGUAACCGACAUUGAUGCAAUUUCCGAGAUUCGAAUUCUAAAGCUGCUCAACCGUCUCAACCACAAGAACAUUGUCCAACUUCUCUAUGACUUUGCUAAUGGAUACAAAGAACGGACUUGUUAUGGGCUCGUCUUUGAAUUUCUCCCAGAGACUCUUCACUCGUACAUGAAGGCUAGACGCCGUCAACUUGAACUGAUCGAUAUCAAGCUUUUCACAUGGCAACUCUUUCGAGGACAAGCUCACCUCACCAAGGCAUGUAUUAUGCACCGUGACAUCAAGCCACAAAAUUUGUUGGUUGAGCCGGUGAGCGGACUAUUGAAAAUCUCCGACUUUGGAUCAUCCGCUGUGAUGAAAAGGGAACAACGACAACCACCCUAUCAUGUUACACGUUACUAUCGCCCACCAGAAUUGCUCCUUGAAGCAAAGAAUUAUGGAACCGAGGUGGAUGUCUGGUCUUGCGGUUGCGUUUUUGGGGAGAUGCUUGCUGGAAGAACGCUUUUGCCGGGAAGAAACAGUGAGCAUCAACUGGAUUUGAUCAUCGAACACUUUGGGAUUCCGACUCGAGAUCAAGCCGCUAGUAUGCACUGUCCCGUUCGUACUUACAAUAAGAUUCUUGACACCGCGUACCAUUUGACUGGAAGCUUCCCAAAGCUUUAUCGUUUGAUUCCCGAUUCCCAGCCGAAAGCAGCUGUUCAACUUUUGGCAAAGGUCCUUGUCUAUUCCCCUCCUGAAAGGAAUUGUGGCUUGUCGUUUUUGCUCGAUCCGUUCUUCAAUGAUCUCUUCAAAUCGACCACAAGGCGCAAUCAUCGGCCCAUCGAAUGCCUCUCGCUUCAAGAUUUGACCGACGUUCGCAAUGGAGACGGUGAUGUGACAGCGGAAUCACUCAGCGACAAGAGACCACCUGUACCGCAAAAGUCCGGCACUAUCCCUUCAAAAUCUAACGAAUCAACAACCGCCAGUCUUCACACGAUUCAAGAAAUUACACGAAAA
Messenger RNA from Mesorhabditis belari, 1197 nucleotides. The record is from the annotation of a GenBank genome assembly. Lineage: Eukaryota; Metazoa; Nematoda; Chromadorea; Rhabditida; Rhabditidae.